Molecule: messenger RNA, 779 nt
Organism: Owenia fusiformis
Lineage: Eukaryota; Metazoa; Annelida; Polychaeta; Sabellida; Oweniidae
Source: the annotation of a GenBank genome assembly
ACAUUGGAACAGAAUUUAUUCGAAGAAAUAGAGUGGAAUUCCGCUGAAAAACUUUCGCUUGAAAUAUUGACUUUCUUGUUUUUCUAAACACUGAUUCGGAUUCGGAAGCAGCAGACUAAGAAAACCCAGAUUUUAGUCCACACUCUGAUGUAAAAACAAACAAUGAGUGCCACGGCAUCUAAUCAAUCAACAGGGGCAGAGGGUGGAGCUUCAGGUUCCAGUGAAGAUGCCCACCAAGACUCAGGGGAAUACGAGUGCAAUAUAUGUCUAGAUACAGCAAAAGAUGCAGUUGUCAGUAUGUGUGGACAUUUAUUCUGCUGGCCGUGCCUUCAUCAGUGGCUUGAAACGCGUCCAAACAGGCAGACAUGCCCAGUAUGCAAAGCGGGUAUUAGCCGAGACAAAGUUAUUCCACUAUAUGGCCGCAAUAAUACAUCUAGGGAAGACCCUCGGGACAAGGCUCCUCCAAGGCCUCAGGGUCAAAGGUCAGAGCCAGAAAACAAUGGGGCAUUCCCUGGGUUCAACUUUGGAGAUGGUGGCUUUCAGAUGUCUUUCGGAAUUGGUGCUUUUCCAUUUGGAUUCUUUGCUUCAAACUUUAACAUGGGGGACACCCGACCACCAGCUCCUGGACCCGAGACUCCCCAAGCAGCAGAAGAACAGUUCCUCUCUAAAGUAUUUCUCUAUGUAGCCAUGCUGUUCAUCUUUUGGUUACUAAUAGCAUAAACUCUUGUUACCAUGGUAACUCUGAAUGUGAACAUGUCACCAUGGUAACUCUGAAUGUG